AUGGCCUGCGCGCAAAGCAGUAGUAACUCAUUCGAUGAAAAUCGGCAACAAUUGAUACUUUCAACAUUCCCAAAUAAAGUUUGCUCACGUUUGUUUCAGAUCAAUUUAAUCAUCUGUUCGGCGACAAUAUUCAUUUGUAUUUAUGUCACUGCCGUAUCAAUUCUGAAACGGCCCAUAAUAUACCCACUGAUUAAUCUGAACGCAAAUGUCACAAUUAUUGAUACAGUCGAUCAUACACAGUCGGCGAUUUCUGUCGUGUUGAUAUGGAUUGCUGCACUUAUUGCCGGACGUAUCACCACAUAUUUACGACUUCCAAGUUUGCUUGGUGUUCUUCUAUGUGGUGUUGCGCUGCGAAAUAUUCCCUUCACCGCCCAAUAUUUAUUCAUCGAUGGAGGCGUAAAUAACUUCUUAAGGAAAUCAGCAUUCGCUGUUAUUCUCAUACGAGGUGGCAUAGGACUGGAUUGGGUCGCGCUCAAAAAGACUAAGGGUGUAAUUUUUCGAUUCGGUGUUCUGUCGUCGGUGUUUGAAGCGUUGGUGAUCGCACUGGUCGCAUAUCCCAUAUUCGGAAUGUCCCCCAUAAUGUGCAUCGUAUUUGGAAUUUGCUAUGAAGGGUUGGUAAAUUUCAAUUACAGUAUGACACUAGCGGCCACAUCCCCGGCCGUUACUAUACCAACAAUGUUGGGAUUGAGCAAGAAGGGCUACGGUAACGAUUCGGGCGUUCCUACAGCUAUUUUAGCAGCAGCUUCGAUCGAUAACAUGAUUUGCAUAACGUUGUUCAACGUCUUUUUGUCGCUCAUAACUGAAAACGAUUCGACUUCUCUAAAGAUCGGUCUGCUUGUAGUUCAAAUUAUUGUCGGUAUUAUUGUUGGUUUCGGUGUGGGUUUCCUCUUGUGGGUAUUCCCUCGAAGAAAAUCACGGCAAGUGCACUUCACACGUGUGGCGCUGCUGUUUUGGUUGUGUAUGAUGUUCAUCUUUGGUACACAAGCGAUUAGCUGGGACAGUGGCGGUGUUAUUGCGACCAUUUUGGCCAGUUUCAUUUGCUCGGUCCGUUGGAAAGCGGAUAAUCCACAAAAAGAUGACAAAGAAUCUGAAGCGUUUGCACUGAUGUGGAAUCUGGUCGGAAUGCAAGUUAUGUUCGCCACAAUCGGUUUUGAAUUUCAAUUUAGUGAGGUAAAUUCUAAAACUACUGAAUCGACUUAA
This is a messenger RNA of Anisakis simplex (herring worm), 1200 nucleotides long. The record is from the annotation of a GenBank genome assembly. NCBI's taxonomy places the organism in Eukaryota, Metazoa, Nematoda, Chromadorea, Rhabditida, Anisakidae.